This is a messenger RNA of Miscanthus lutarioriparius, 1878 nucleotides long. NCBI's taxonomy places the organism in Eukaryota, Viridiplantae, Streptophyta, Magnoliopsida, Poales, Poaceae. The record is from the annotation of a GenBank genome assembly.
AUGGUCGGGCUCCUCCCCGAGACCAAUGCCGCGGCGGAGACCGACGUCCUCCUCGACGCCUGGGACUUCAAGGGCCGCCCGGCCCCGCGCGCCACCACCGGCCGCUGGGGCGCCGCCGCCAUGAUCCUAGUGGCGGAGCUGAACGAGCGGCUGACCACGCUGGGCAUCGCCGUGAACCUGGUGACGUACCUCACGGGCACCAUGCACCUGGGCAACGCCGAGUCCGCCAACGUCGUCACCAACUUCUCGAUUCUGGGCACAUUCAUUCUUCAUGCGUGCUCUGCCUCCUCGGCGGAUGGGUCCGCCGGUCAAUCCCCUCUGUCAUUUCAUCAUCGACUGCUUGGGCUCCUCGGCCGAUACCUCACCAUCGCCAUCUUCACCGCCUCUAAAAAGAACGCGCACCCAAACAGACAGGCAUCGGGCGUGACGAUCCUGACGAUCUCGACGGCGGCGCCGGGUCUGCGUCCGGCGGCGUGCUCCGGCAACACCGGUGAGUGCGCGCGCGCGUCGGGCGCGCAGCUGGGCGUGAUGUACCUCGCCCUGUACCUGACGGCGCUGGGCACGGGCGGGCUCAAGUCGAGCGUGUCCGGCUUCGGCUCCGACCAGUUCGACGAGUCGGACCGGGGCGAGAAGCACCAGAUGAUGCGCUUCUUCAACUGGUUCUUCUUCUUCAUCUCCCUCGGCUCCCUGCUGGCCGUCACCGUGCUCGUCUACGUCCAGGACAACCUGGGCAGGCGCUGGGGCUACGGCGCCUGCGCCUGCGCCAUCGCCGUUGGGCUCGUCGUCUUCCUCGCCGGCACGCGCAGGUACCGGUUCAAGAAGCUGGUGGGGAGCCCGCUCACGCAGAUCGCGGCCGUCGUCGUGGCGGCGUGGCGGAAGCGCCGGCUCCCGCUGCCCGCUGACCCCGCCAUGCUCUACGACAUCGACGUCGGUAAGGCUGCCGCCGCUGCGGCCGAGGAAGGUUCCGGCAAGAAGAGCAAGCGCAAGGAGCGCCUCCCCCACACCGACCAGUUCCGCUUCCUGGACCACGCCGCCAUCAACGAGGAGCCGGCGGCGGAGCCGAGCAAGUGGCGGCUGGCGACGCUGACGGACGUGGAGGAGGUGAAGACGGUGGUGCGGAUGCUGCCCAUCUGGGCAACCACUAUCAUGUUCUGGACGGUGUACGCGCAGAUGACCACCUUCUCGGUGUCGCAGGCCACCACCAUGGACCGCCACAUCGGGUCCUCCUUCCAGAUUCCCGCCGGUUCGCUUACCGUCUUCUUCGUCGGCUCCAUCCUCCUCACCGUCCCCGUCUACGACCGGAUCGUGGUGCCCGUGGCGCGCCGCGUGAGCGGCAACCCGCACGGCCUCACCCCGCUGCAGCGGAUCGGCGUGGGCCUCGCCCUCUCCGUGGUGGCCAUGGCGGGCGCCGCGCUCACGGAGAUCAGGCGGCUCCGCGUGGCGCGCGACGCCGCCGUGCCCGCGGGCGGCGUGGUGCCCAUGUCCGUGUUCUGGCUCAUCCCGCAGUUCUUCCUGGUGGGCGCCGGCGAGGCGUUCACGUACAUCGGCCAGCUCGACUUCUUCCUCCGCGAGUGCCCCAAGGGGAUGAAGACCAUGAGCACGGGGCUGUUCCUCAGCACCCUGUCGCUGGGGUUCUUCGUCAGCUCCGCGCUCGUCGCCGCCGUGCACAGGGUCACGGGCGACCGCCACCCCUGGAUCGCCGACGACCUCAACAAGGGCAGGCUCGACAACUUCUACUGGCUGCUCGCCGUCAUCUGCCUCGCCAAUCUGUUCGUCUACCUCGUCGCCGCCAGGUGGUACAAGUACAAGGCCGGACGACCCGGCGCCGACGGCAGCGUCAACGGCGUCGAGAUGGCCGACGAGCCCAUGCUCCACUGA